AUGUCAUAAUAAAAUUUAUUUCUCUUUGUUACAGGUCUACCCAAUGACUUAUCAGUGUAUUGGCACCAGUACCCUUACCGCCUGGGUUUAGGGUUUUGCAAGCUGCGUGCUUUGAUUUCUGAAGCGGCAACAUACAUAUCAGUGUUAACAAUAUCAGCGUUUUCUCUGGAGCGCUACCUUGCGAUCUGCCACCCGCUGCACUUGUACGCAAUGGCUGGGCUGACGCGGGCCUCCCGGAUCAUCCUCGUGCUUUGGAUAAUAUCUAUCGUCUGCGCCUCGCCUUUUGCCGUGUACAGCGAUAUCAGCUACAGGGAAUACCCGCCAAACUCUGGCAACGUGUCCCUGGAGUCAGCGUUCUGCGCGCUCAUGGCUCCGUCACCUCUGCUAGAGUUGAGCAGCAUUUUUUUCUUCUUCGUGCCUGCGCUGCUCAUCCUCUGCCUUUACGUCCGGAUGGGAUUGCAUAUCAGAUCAACGCGAGCGAUGGAGAAGACUAAAGGACUAUUAAACGGCCAAGUGCACGGCGAGACCAGACAGGCCAAGUCGAGAAAGGCCAUCAUACGGAUGCUGGCGGCUGUGGUGAUAGCGUUCUUCGUUUGCUGGGCGCCCUUCCACGUACAAAGGCUCUUUUACGUCUACGGGUACGAUUUACCGCAGUUCCAGGCAAUCAAUGAACAUCUUUUCAACGUGGCCGGAGCAUUUUACUACGUGUCUGCUACUGUCAAUCCUAUACUGUAUAACGUUAUGAGUGGACGGUAUCGAAUAGCAUUCCAAGAAACUCUACUCUGCAGAAAAGUGCAGCGACGGAACUCCAGAGCUACUACAUUCGACCUGACCAGUUGUCGCGACACUCCAGUGUCCUGUUAUGGCAAAUCUCUUCGGCAAAAGCGAGAAACCAGAAUCUCCUUCAUCGGCAAAGUGGAUUACGUCAAAGAGGAUCCUUCGCCGUUCUGCGAAGAAGAGAGCAAGAUGAAUGGUGACGCUGUGUUAUAUUUUAACUUUAAUGAUGUGACAACAGUGCAUUUGAAUGAAUGUGAUGUGAAAUGA
Hyposmocoma kahamanoa is the source of this 1044-nucleotide messenger RNA. RefSeq names its product neuropeptides capa receptor-like (gene NGR-A25). Gene Ontology annotation, cellular component: plasma membrane. The record is from RefSeq and is a predicted model, not a curated record. Gene Ontology annotation, molecular function: neuropeptide receptor activity. Gene Ontology annotation, biological process: neuropeptide signaling pathway. NCBI's taxonomy places the organism in Eukaryota, Metazoa, Arthropoda, Insecta, Lepidoptera, Cosmopterigidae. The transcript has 6 exons.